This is a messenger RNA of Schistosoma turkestanicum, 1994 nucleotides long. NCBI's taxonomy places the organism in Eukaryota, Metazoa, Platyhelminthes, Trematoda, Strigeidida, Schistosomatidae. The record is from the annotation of a GenBank genome assembly.
CUUAAUAUGUGAAGUUGGAUAUUUGUUGAAUUCUCAAGGUCUACUCAAGGUCUUAUGUCAGCUGAAAACCAAGGUUUAUCCGGCUUUGUUUGCCCUGAGUGUCUUGGGGCUUUCUCAGAUUCAGACUCACUUAUGAUACAUUUCGAGUCGUCACAUGCUAGUCUCUCCAAUAAUACUGAAAAAUCUCUUGCUAAGGAUGAUCAUAACGGUGACUCAAAUAAAUUCGAUUCCUAUGAAAACUUAGUGGCGGAACUAUCUACGCAUAAUUUGAACUUAUUGAACAGAAUUACAGACCUUGAAUCUGUGAUUCAUCUCCUUCUGAAUGAACCUCCUUUGGUAAAUCCUUUAACAAUAAAGGAUGAGGAACUCCAACAGAAAGUGGUCAGUUUCCUGGAUUAUCAAACACAGUUAGCACAAAGUUAUACAUCCAUUAAGUCAACUGAAGAAGAUCUAACGAAAAAGGAUGAAACAAUCAAUUUAUUACAAAAACAACUAGAUGAAUUACAAAUGAAGGUACCGGAAGAGAUUAUGAAGAUAGAUGUAAGCACAUACACUUAUGUUGAUGUUAAAAGUGUCCAAUCACAAUGUGUUUUAGAGGAAUUACCAAUGACCAAUCGAUCUGAAAGCACAACAAUACCAUCAAAUGACAAUAAUUCAUUGUUAGAAGAAAAAUUACAAUCUCUCUCAUCUGAAAAUGAUUCUUUAAAACAAGAAUUAUUAUCCAUAAAAACUGAAUUAAAUCAUUCAACGAAUCAAUUACAUGAACUCAUUGAAUCAAAAACUAAUGAAAUGCAUAAAUAUGAAAUGGAAUUAACUAAUCGUUCAACGCAUUUAUCAUUGGUUGAAAGACAAUUACAGGAAUUAAAAUUGACCAAUCAAAAACUUGUUGAUGAUGCAUCAACACAUCUGCAAUGGAAAGAGAAUUUACAAUUGGAAUUGAAAACAAUACAAAAUGAAUUGGAAGGCAAACAGAAACAAUAUGAAAAUGAUAUUAAUCGACUAACUGAUGAACUGUCUGAAUCAAAACAAUUAAAUACUACACUUCAAACAAAAUGUCAACAACUUCAAUCGGAAGCCGAUGACGCUGUAAAAGCAAGUCAAGUUUGUGAAGAGAAAUUAAUUAGUUUGGAAAAGAAUCUUGAAAGUAUUCGUUCCGAGUCACAAACAGAAUCAAAAUUAUCCAAGAAAGAAAUUGAUUCUCUAAUGGAAAAAUUAAUUAAUGCUGAAGAUGCAAAUGUAAAUCUUCAAAAUGAAUUAAACGCUAAAUUGAAAGAAAUUAAAGAAUUACAAACGGCUGUCAAUGAAUUAGGCAGAGAGAAUCAAAUACUUCAGGUUCUACGUGAUCGUUUAACUAAUCGUCAAUGGACUAAAGAUGAUGAAGCUUUAACAUGUUUUGGUUGUGAUCGUGAAUUCUCUAUCAGUACACGAAGGCAUCAUUGUAGAAAUUGUGGUGGUAUAUUUUGUCAAAAUUGUUCUUCUAAUCGAGCUUCUACAACAUUCAGUAAAGAUCCAGUUCGUGUAUGUCAAAUGUGUUAUCAAGAGUUGACUAAUCAUAGUAAUCAUAAUCAUUCAUAAACUGCUCUCUGUCAAAUAAAUAAUCAAUCAUGUGGUUGGUUGGCUAGACAAAAACUGAAUGAAUUAUCUGAGCUGUGUAUAUACGUACUUAUAAGUGAUUAUUGCCUAAUCAUCAAAGUAUUCUUACUGCAUAUAUAUGAAUCAAUUUAUGUGUACCAUUCUUCCCUCCCAUUAUCUAUCAUGUUAUGCUUUAUUUGAACAUAAUUGUGAUUUUUGUGUCAUUGACCUUUUUUUUAAAUGGAUUAUGUAUACUACUUACUAUGAAUACUACUUAUUUCUGUUGAAUUUACAAAGCUUGUGGCUUGUGACGUAACUUUCAUACUUUCAUAUUUAAUUAUUUCUUUAGUUAUUUCUUUCAUCAUAAUAAAUGUUUGCUUGAUAUAUAUUGAAGAAAAAAAAUGCUGGCUUUUCCAGUCAUA